Messenger RNA from Seriola dumerili (greater amberjack), 4916 nucleotides. It is a transcript of the gene caska, whose product is annotated as calcium/calmodulin dependent serine protein kinase. The transcript has 29 exons. Gene Ontology annotation, cellular component: basolateral plasma membrane; plasma membrane; cell-cell junction. Lineage: Eukaryota; Metazoa; Chordata; Actinopteri; Carangiformes; Carangidae. The record is from RefSeq and is a predicted model, not a curated record. Gene Ontology annotation, molecular function: protein kinase activity; ATP binding; signaling receptor binding. Bases 898 to 3768 code for a protein of 956 amino acids. Gene Ontology annotation, biological process: protein phosphorylation; regulation of neurotransmitter secretion.
GGCAACGGCUUGGCGCCGAAAUGGAGGACGGCGGAGCAGUUUCAUAACCCCCGUGUGGGCGGAGCUUGGUUUUCUGGAAGCUCCGCGGAGAUAAACGUCCGGGCAGACGGGCGACGGUGGGAGGAAGAAAACACUCACCAACGGCUGGGAAGUGUUUCCGAGCCGCGGAGAAGGAGAGCGGAGACCGGAGCUUUCUGAAAGUGUACGGCGGGCGACUUGUCAGUUAUAUCACAGGACUGUGUGUUUGUGUUUGUGUUUGUGUGUGUGUGUGUGCGCGCGGGUGUGUGUGCGCAUCCCUGAAAAGUGGAACCCGUUCGGCUCUUCGGGAUGUGAAGAUCCGCGUAGCCCACCUGGAUCGGUGCUGUAACCCGAGCCUGAUGUAGUACACAGUCCACGGGGUCUGCUCGGGCAAUUCAUCCCCUCUCAAGCCAGCGAAGCAGCCGGAGCCGCCAACGGCAGCAAGCACACAGACACACCGGCGGAGUAGUUUACUAUAAUGUUUGCUUUUUGACACGAAGGGGCACGAUACCGGGAAGCUGUGGGAAAGGCGGGGCCGAACCGGUGGACUCCCCAAACUGGAUUAUUGAGCUCUCCCUGUGCCGAUUCACCCACAGCGACGCAGCGGUUUUUUGUGGAGGUGAGGGGGGGCGGGGGGUCGACGAAAAGGAGGCAACAACCGGGAUUUAGAAACCUUUCUUUGGAACUCUUUACCGACUACCCUGCAGCUGACGACACGGCCGGUGUGUUGUCCGUUAUUCCUGCCAAACGGUCAGCUGCCCCCGCCUCCCUGCCCCCACGCCGGCCUCCGGUUUUCACCAUUUUUUUUUUAGGAGCAUAUAACCGGGUUUGGGACGCAUAUUUUUGGGGAUAAUUCUUUCCCCCAGCCGGGGUCGGACUAUGGCGGACGACGACAUUCUCUUUGAAGAUGUGUACGAGCUCUGUGAGGUCAUUGGCAAGGGCCCCUUCAGCGUGGUGCGGAGAUGCAUCAACAGAGAGACGGGGCAGCAGUUCGCUGUCAAAAUCGUGGACGUGGCCCAGUUCACCUCCAGUCCAGGACUCAGCACAGAGGAUCUGAAGAGGGAGGCCAGCAUCUGUCACAUGCUGAAACACCCCCACAUCGUGGAGCUGCUGGAGACCUACAGCUCAGACGGGAUGCUCUACAUGGUGUUUGAGUUUAUGGACGGAGCAGACCUGUGCUUCGAGAUCGUGAAGAGGGCAGACGCUGGCUUCGUCUACAGUGAGGCAGUGGCCAGUCACUACAUGAGACAGAUCCUGGAGGCGCUACGCUACUGCCACGACAACAACGUCAUCCACCGGGACGUCAAGCCUCACUGUGUGCUGCUGGCGUCCAAAGAGAACUCGGCCCCGGUGAAGCUGGGGGGGUUCGGAGUCGCCAUCCAGCUCGGAGAGUCUGGACUGGUGGCAGGAGGUCGGGUCGGUACUCCCCACUUCAUGGCCCCGGAGGUGGUGAAGAGGGAGCCGUAUGGAAAGCCUGUGGACGUGUGGGGCUGCGGCGUCAUCCUCUUCAUCCUCCUCUCAGGGUGUCUGCCUUUCUACGGCACCAAGGAGCGGCUGUUUGAAGCCAUCUGCAAGGGCAAAUACAAGAUGAACCCGCGCCAGUGGAGCCACAUCUCGGAGAGCGCCAAGGACCUGGUGAGGCGCAUGCUGAUGCUGGACCCGGCUGAGAGGAUCACCGUCUACGAGGCUCUGAACCACCCCUGGCUCAAGGAGAGGGACCGCUACGCCUACAAAAUCCACCUGCCAGAGACCGUGGAGCAGCUGAGAAAGUUCAACGCCAGGAGGAAGCUGAAGGGUGCCGUGCUGGCUGCAGUGUCCAGUCACAAGUUUAACUCCUUCUAUGGAGACCCCCCCGAGGAGCUCCACGACUUCUCCAACGACCCCACCUCCUCAGGACUACUAGCAGCAGAACGGGCUGUGUCUCAGGUGCUGGACAGUUUAGAGGAGAUCCACGCGCUGACAGACUGCAGUGAAAAGGAUCUAGAUUUCCUCCACAGCGUUUUCCAGGACCAACAUCUACACACACUGCUCGAUCUGUACGAUAAGAUCAACACCAAGUCGUCCCCACAGAUCAGAAACCCCCCGAGUGAUGCUGUGCAGAGAGCCAAAGAGAGCUCCUCCCAAGACGAAGCAAGUGGCGCUUUGAAACAUCUGGAAUAUGUACUGGAAGAGAUUUCCUGCUACCCAGAGAACCACGAAGCUAAAGAACUCAGACGGAUACUGACCCAGCCGCAUUUCAUGGCCUUGUUGCAGGCCCACGACGUGGUGGCCCACGAGGUUUACAGCGACGAGGCCCUGAGGGUGACCCCUCCCCCCACCUCACCCUACCUGAACGGAGACUCCCCGGAGAGCACCAACGGAGACAUGGACCUGGAGAACGUCACCAGAGUCCGUCUGGUCCAGUUCCAGAAGAACACGGACGAGCCAAUGGGUAUCACGCUGAAGAUGAACGACUCGAACCACUGCAUCGUUGCGAGGAUAAUGCACGGAGGGAUGAUCCACAGACAAGGAACGCUGCACGUCGGAGACGAGAUCAGAGAGAUCAACGGCAUCAGUGUGGCCAACCAGACAGUCGAGCAGCUGCAGAAGAUGCUGAGGGAGAUGCGAGGCAGCAUCACCUUUAAAAUAGUGCCAAGUUACCGGACGCAGGGUUCCUCGUGUGAGAAAGAGUCCCCCACCACCUCCAGGCAGUCCCCUGCCAAUGGCCACUCCAGCAUUAACAGUUCUAUCUUGGACCUGCCCUCCACCAUCCAGCCCAAAGGUCGACAGAUUGUUUCCAGACCUCCAAUCAAGGACAAAAUGUCAGUGAAGAUCUACGUGAGAGCCCAGUUUGAAUACGACCCCUCCAAAGACGAGCUCAUCCCCUGCAAGGAGGCCGGCAUCCGCUUCCGCGUGGGCGACAUCAUCCAGAUCAUCUCCAAGGACGACCACAACUGGUGGCAGGGCAAACUGGAGAACACGAAGAACGGCACGGCGGGACUCAUCCCGUCACCAGAGCUGCAGGAGUGGCGGGUAGCGUGUAUAGCUAUGGAGAAGACCAAGCAGGAGCAGCAGGCCAGCUGCACCUGGUUCGGCAAGAAGAAGAAACAGUACAAGGACAAGUAUCUGGCAAAGCACAACGCAGUGUUCGACCAACUAGAUCUCGUCACGUACGAGGAGGUGGUGAAGCUUCCUGCUUUCAAGAGGAAAACACUAGUUUUGUUAGGUGCUCAUGGAGUGGGCAGAAGACACAUCAAGAAUACACUCAUAACCAAACACCCCGACAGAUUCGCCUACCCCAUCCCACACACAACCAGACCUCCAAAGAAGGACGAGGAGAACGGGAAGAACUACUACUUUGUUUCCCACGACCAGAUGAUGCAGGACAUCAGCAACAACGAGUACCUGGAGUACGGCAGCCACGAGGACGCCAUGUACGGGACGCGGCUGGAGACCAUACGCAAGAUCCACCAACAGGGGCUGGUAGCUAUACUGGACGUGGAGCCGCAGGCCCUGAAGGUCCUGCGGACAGCAGAGUUCGCCCCGUACGUCGUGUUUAUUGCUGCACCAACCAUCACGCCAGGAAUCAAUGAGGACGAGUCUCUUCAGCGGCUGCAGAAGGAGUCGGAGAUCCUGCAGAAGACCUACGCCCACUACUUCGACCAGACCAUCAUCAACAACGAGAUCGACGAGACCAUCAGGCACCUGGAGGAAGCCAUCGACCUGGUGUGCACCACCAGCCAGUGGGUCCCUGUGUCCUGGGUCUACUGACCUCCUCCUCCUCCUCCUCUUCCUCCUCCUCCUCCUCCCUUCUUCUCUCUGCUCCUCCAUCUCCCCUGGGCCAAACUCCCAUCAUUCCCUCUUUAAAAUAAUGAUAAACAAAGACAAACAGCGAUGGGAAACCUCUCUCUACACUGCACUCGAUGGAAAACACCCUCAGCGUAUCGUGACAGCGACCACAGCAUUCAGCCGAAACCCUCUCCGCCGCCGCCGCCGCCGCCGCUCAGACGACCUGCGGCGCCCAGUUGUCGGACUCUCGCCCUAACAGACGACCUAGUCAUAGUGUUGUAUAAAAACAGAGUAAACAAAAAGUGAAUAUUGUCAUGUCUGUACUAGCUAGGAGGCAACAUUUUUGUAGAUGUUUGUUUUAAAGAGACAGUACUGCGUCCCGUCAUCCCACCACAGCCGCCGCCCUCCCAUCACAUUGUAGUCCUGUUGGGUGUUGUAGACCAUCUGUAGGACAGUGUCAGUGGGUUUUCUGUCUCAGCAGACUGAAGUAAAAGCACACAAACACACUGCAAUGUCUUCUCCUCUAUAGAUCAUGUGACUCUCCCUCAUAUUUAUUCAUCCCCGUUCUUUUCUAAGCUGAAAUACAUCCUCAUCGUCUGUCCUGUUGUUAUCUCUGGGUACAGUUACACACACACACACACACACACACACACACACACACCUACACCUUUCUACCCACCAGGUACUGUCUCUUCUAAAUAAAUCCAUAAAUGUUUUAGAGAUUUGAAUGAGGUUAUCAUGCAUGUGGACAUUUGCAAGCUUCCAUGCUGUCAGUCAGUCAGUGUUCCCCCGUGUCCCUCUGUAAACCUCCGAGAAAGAAAAGACAAAAAUGUACUUAAAAAAAAACAAAAAAACAAACUAAAUUAAAAAAAAAAAAAAAAACAUUCCAGCUGUUUGGAAAACUGAACUCAGCCAAGGGAAGCAAGACGGGGGCAAGAAAAAACCAACAGCGACGGAGCCGGACGUUGACUUGACACCUAUGCACAUCCCUUGCAUUUCGGGUGACAUUUCUAAACCACAGAUUUAUAAUAAUAAUAAUAAUGAUAAUAAAAAAAAUAAAUAAAAAAAAGAUCGAUCAUGUAGUGAGAUGUGUUUGUAAAAAAGAAAAUCAAAUAAAAGUCUUGAUUUUU